Messenger RNA from Aureobasidium uvarum, 7122 nucleotides. The record is from the annotation of a GenBank genome assembly. Lineage: Eukaryota; Fungi; Ascomycota; Dothideomycetes; Dothideales; Saccotheciaceae.
AUGUCAUCGCCCGUGGAUGCCGCCAAUGGGUCGCCGGUAGCUCCUUCUGCUCUCUCGGGAGAUGUAGAACGUAUCAAGGAGCUCGUCCGUCUGUCCUCCGGCUCCGGCAUCAGCCACCAGAUCUUCCGAAGGUCCUUCCACGCAAACAUCACCCAAGAACACAUCCUCAGCGAGCUCGAAUCUCUCCAGAAGAGACUACGCAAGUCGAGACCAUCCACCCGCAACCCAAGUCCAGACUCUGAAGAUGAGUCUCUCUCCGACGCCGACCUCGAGCGAGCACAAGACCAGCACCUACAAGAGCUAUCACAAGUCCGAGAAGAGCUGGAAAGGGUCAAGCGCGAACGAGAGCAAUGGUUGGAAAAUGCCGAGAAUCGCAUUGACAUCUUGAUCGAUGAGAAAGAGCAGGUUGCUACUCAGCUGAAGCAAGUUGUCAAAGAGUUGGAAGAGAGCCAGACACAACGAGACCAAAUCAAGCAGUCUCUCCAGGAGCUUGUCUCAAAAAACAAGGCCUUGACUUCGCAAAAGGAAGAGAGCCAGAGCCAUUUGUCACAACUGCGCAGCGACAGCGAGAAGUACCAGAAGCUGCACCAAGAGGCUACUGUAUCGCUCCGCAAACUCGAAGAGGCUUCCCAAGCUGCCGAGGAAGACAAGGAGAGUCUUCAUACUUCUCUCCAAGCCGUUAACAACAAGAUUCAAGAGCUGGAACACAACAUUGCCGAUGCUUCGGCUACCGCUGCAGAGGCAAAGUCACAGAUCGAGAAAUUAGAAGAACUUCAAGCCACUUUGCGCGAGUCUCUAAAGGGCAAGACAAACGAAAUCGUCGCCCUCGAACAAGCGAACGCACAGGUUGCUGAAAGUCUUCAAAAGUCCAUCCAGGACAGCCACGCCAGGCAGCAAGAGGCCGACGAGGCUCUGAACAGCUUGAAGUCGUCCAAGGCCAACAUUGACGCCGAGCUUGCAACUUUCAAGGAGAAGGCUACCGAAUUGGAAAAGCAACUGGCAGCCGCCACUCAAGCAUUGGAAUGUGCAACUUCUGAGCGCGACGAAGAGAAGCGCAAAGCCGAACAAGAGUUGCAAUCGCUCAAGGGGGAGAAGGCUACCGUCGUCGCAGAGCUUGAUGAUGUCAAGACACAGCUCUCUUCAACCCAGAAAGAAAGACAAGAUGCUGUACACGAGCUUGAGCAAGCCCUGAGUCAGCAUACCGAGGCUCAGAAGGCUAUCGAAGACUCUCUUGCCAACAAGACCAAGGACUUGGAAGCUAUCCGCUCCGAGCUUUCAAAGGCUCAAGACGAUCACACACGCCAAAUUGAUGACCACAAAUCUUCUUCACAGAAGAUUCAUGAUGAUCUCAAGCAACAACACGAGGCCGUUCUCCAAGAUCUAGCUACUGUCCGCCAAAAUGCAGCAGAAUCUGACAGCACUCUCAAGACGAGACUAGCAGAGGUCGCAGGAAAACUUGCAAAAUCGCUGAAAGAUGUCAAACAAAGAGAAGAGGACGACAAGCAAAGCCGAGCACGUAUUGCCGAGAUUGAAUUUCAACUCAGUGCUUCUCAGGAUAAUGCUUCAUCGCUCAGCAAGGAUCUGGAACAACACCGCCAAUCGAAGCACGAAAUCGAAUCACAACUGACUUUAUUGAAGGAACAAGUCACUUCUUCCAAGGAAGAGCUUGGAAGUCUCCGCGAGUCUAAAGAUCAAAUUGAACAGCAACUCGCGUCUUCUCAGGAGCAAGCGUCGGCUUCGAGCAACGAGCUCGAAUCUUUGCGCAAAUCCAAGAUAGAGGUCGAACAACAACUGGCCGUCUCUCUCAAGGAAGGUUCAUCAGCAUCGUCGGAGCUUGUGGAUUUGCGACAAGCAAAACGUGAUCUCGAGCAGAAGGUUCGAUCUCUGCAAGAAGAAGUCUUCCAAUCUAGCGAGGAGUAUGAACAGCUUCGCCAGACCAAGAUCGAUAUCGAGCAGCGUUUGACCACCUCUGAGGAGAGGACAACUGCCCUGUCCAAUGAUGUUGCUCAAGUGCAACAAUCGAAGGUUGAAGUGGAGAGGUUGCUUAAUCUUUUCCGUGAGAAGGUGUCUACGUUGUUGGCAGAGAUCAAGCAGCUUCGCGGCUCCAAAGAUGAGAUUCACCAGCAGCUUGCUGCUUCUCAGAAACAAGCAUCACAGGCUGCUCAUGAACUCGAGCAACUCCGCGACGCCAAGCGUGAAGUUGAACAGCAAUUGGUCAGCUCUCGUGAGCAAGCAGAUUCCGCAUCAAAGGAGCACAAAACACUACGCGAAUCCAAGGUUCAGGUUGAACAAGAGUUAUCGCAGUUGUCAGCUCAUCUCGAAGAGUCUCGCAAAAGUUUGAAAGAUCUGCGUGAGGUCAAGGGCAAGGAAUUGGCAGACGCUUCGGAAGCAUUGCAGAAGACGACCAAGAAACUUGCUGAGGUCGAAAAGUCCAAUGAAGCUACCCGUGUGCAAGCGGAGGGUGAUCAUCAGGAAGCAGUGAACAAGUUACGCCAUGAACUUGAGGCUGCACUGAAGGCCGCUACGGAACAGUCGAAUGCUGAGCUGGCUGAUACCAAGCAAGCUCGUGAUUCUGCUAUCUCUGAGCUUGAGCGUCACCUCGAUGAGAUGAAAUCAGUCAUGUCAUCCCACGAGACCGAGCUGAAGCAAGUCAAGGAAGAUGCUCAGCGUCAAGUUCAGGAAGCUCGCGCUGUACAGGACGAGCGAGAGAAGAAGUAUCUCGAUGAUCUUGAGUCUGCCAAGCAAGCCCACGAGUCUGCCUAUGCUACGUUGGAGAAGCGACUCCAAGACGCAGCGCAGAGUCACAAGUCUAUGCUCAUGGCCGUCAAGAAUCGUUACGAGGAGAAGAACGCCGAGGCUCAAAGCCAGCUCGAAGCUGAAGUACAUGAAAGCCGUCGACUCCAACAGGAGAGCCAAAAGGCUCUUGAGGCUGCAGAGCAUCGUGCGAGCGAACUUGAGAAACGCGUUGUCGAGGUGCAGACCGACCUGACAGUGCAAGUCCAAGAAGCUAAGAAAGAAUACCAAUCAGUCAACACAGAGCUCGAAUCCACCAAGUCCAAGCACGAACACGAACUACAGACCUUGACGAAGACUCACGAGGAACAACUUGUUUCAGAAAAGCAACAACGCCAAGAUUCCGAAAACGCUGCAAGAGAAAAAUCAGCGCAGAAGAUCAAGGAGCUUGAAAAGUCAGUGAAGGAUGCCAACAGUGCACAGAGCACACUCAAGCAGCGAUUGGACACUUUGAAGACAGAGCAUCAAACAAAGCUCGAAGAUAACAAUAAGCAAGCUACAGCAACUCAAAAUGAACUGCAAAAUCAAUUGGAAGCCUUGAAAGCCGAACAUGAAGACAAGCUUCGUGCUUCUCAACAAGUGGCUGAAAAGGCUCAAGCCGAAUUGAAGCAGCAGCUUGAGCGUCUGCAGCAGGAGCACCAGUCAGCACUCGAUGCAGCGUCAGACAAAUCCAGAAUUUCCGAAGAGUCCUUGGCCCAGAACAACGAGGCGCACGCAAAACAAGUCCGCCAGGUCGAGGCAAAACAUGAGAGGCGCGCUAAGGCGGCUGAAGAAGAGCACUCAAAAACGCUCGACACUGUUCUUGGGCAAGUCGCUAAGGACCACAAGGAGCACGUCCAUCAGCUUGAAGACACACAUGCCUCAGCCCUCAAGGAUGUCAAGACCAACCAUGUUAAGAAUAUUGGUCUUCUUCGCGACGAGCUCAACAAGCGUCAUGAGGACCGCCUCGUCCAGCUUGAAGAGACUCAUCGUUGUACUUUGAAGGACACAGACGCCAAGCUUCGUGAAGAACUUGAAGAAGUCAAGAGAAUUUCUAAUACUGCCUCCGUAGAGACUAUGCACAAGCACCAGCAGGAGAUUGAGAAGCUGAAUGCCAAACACAGUGCGCAGCUUGAUGAGGCUCAGAAUGCUUCUGAGAGUAGAUUUGCAGAGACUCUGCAACAGCACAAGCAAGAAGUCGAAGAGCUGGAAGCCAAGCAUCGUGAGCAGCUGGACAAAACCAAGAAGGCUUCCGAGAACACUUCUUCCGAAGUUUCUCAAAAGCACCAACAGGAGCUCGAAGAGUUGCAAAACAACCAUCGUGAGAAGCUCGAUCUUCACGAAAAGCGCUCCGCCGAAGCUCGUCAAAUCGCCGAAAAGCAAGUGGAGGAACUCAACGAGCAGCUUAGCAAACUCCACCUGGAUAACCAGACUGAGGUGUCCUCGCUUCGUGAGGAGGUCGAGAACAAGUCCACGGAGACUCAGCAAAUUCAGAGGGAAAUUCAGACUCUUCGUCAGGAAGCCAGCGACGCGAAAGCGAAACACAAUGGCUUGCAAGCUCAGAUUGAGAAGCUUAGUCAGGACCACCAGGGCCAACUUGAGUCUCAUGCACGCGGAUCAGAAGAGAAGCUGGCCGAGCUCAAGCGCUCUCACGAGGCGCAAUUAUCCGCAGUUCGUGAGGAAGUCGAGCAAGCCAAAACUACCGAGUUGCAGACACAAUUGGAUGCCCUUCGUCAAGAUCACGAGAAAGAACUGAGCAGCCGCACCACUGAAUCUGAUGAGAAGCUCUCUGAGCUCAAGCGUACUCACGAAACCCAACUGACCACUGUCCGUCAAGAAGUGGAGCAAACUAAGACUGGCGAGAUGGAGACACAGCUGGAAGCCCUCCGCGAACAGCACAAAAAGGAUCUCGACGACCACACCGCUGGACACGACAAUAAGACUGCAGAACUGAGGAGCAGUCAUGAGCAAGCUGUCGCCGAUGCUCAGCGGAUUGCAGGGGAGGCUGAAGCAAAGUUGCAGUCCCAGCUUGACAACCUCCACGAACAACAUAAGAAGGAGCUCAGCAACCAUGCUGCUGACACAGACCUUAAGCUCGUUGAGGUCAACAAGCGUCAUGAGCAAAAGCUUUCGGAAGUACAACAAACUGCCGAGAAGGCUCGAGCCGACCUACAGUCCCAUCUUGAGCAGUUGGAAGCUAGCCACCAAAAAGCUCUGGGAAUUCAAGCCGACGAGACUGUGACCAGACUCACAGUAAUGGCUUCGAACCAUUCGGAAGAACUGGCGAAGGUUCAACAACUGCUAACGACCAGCCAGGGAGAAGCAGAGACGAAGCUUGAGCAAUUGAAGCAGAGCCACGAAGAAGAGAUCGCCUCUGUCCGCCAACAAGCCGACGACCAACGACUCCAAGCUGUCCAAUCACAUGAGCAACAACUCUCGAAGCUCAAAGAAGAAAAGAAAGAGAAUCAAUCAUCGGCCGUGCGUGUGCAACAAACCCUUCAAGAAGAGCUCCAGCAAGAAAAGCAAAAACUGACCGAAGUAGAAGCAAGGGCUCAAGAGAGUAGUAUCAAAGAGACGCAAGAACGGGGCCGACAACUAGCUCAGGCUAAGGAGGAGCAUGAAUCCGCAGUCGGAGGGAUGAGAGCUGAGCUUGCGGUCACCAACCAAAAGCUCGAGCAGACAGAGUCGGAUAUGCUGAAACUUGCUGGGGAGAGGCAGGGUUUGAUGGACGAGUUGGACGCAUUGAGAAAGGAGAUGGAGAGUGAAAAACAACGGCAGAUUGCGACAGAAGAGGAAAGAGCUACGACAUUGAAUUCAAGACUGAUUGAGGAGAAGAAAUUGGAAACCAUACUGGCCACUGUGGAAAACGAACGACAAGAAGCCGCUCUCACCAUUGCACAGCUAACUUCCGAAAAAGACGACAGCUCCAAGGAGUUUGAUGUCUUGACAUCCCGGUUGGAAAACCUUACCAUUGAGUUAGAACAAACUAAGCAAAGCCUGGUCGACAAUGGUACUGAUUCAGACUCGAAGCUCAGGGACCUCCAAGCACAGCUCCAAGAGACGCUAGCAGAGAACGCAUCGCUCAGCAAGCAAAGUCAACUACUCAGACCCACGACGCCCCUGAACAAGACGAUUUCUUAUGGCAGGUCAGCUUCGGUCGGAAGUUUGAGCCAGAGAUCAGGUGCGGAAGACUACUUUGGCCGUUCAGAGUCCGAUUUCUCUGAUAUGGGCAAGGUUAUUUCUGCCAAUGAGGCUGUUUUCACCCAGAGGAUCAAGGAGCACGUUGGCAACUUGGAGCAAGCCAGAGAUCAACUUAGCCACAUGUACAAGCAGAGGUUUGAUACCAUGGUUGACGAGAGGGAAAGACGCGAAGAGCAACUCGAAUCUCAGCAUGACACUGAGCUCGAAGCUGCUCGUAACAAACUGAGGGCAAGUUACUCUCAACCUCUCUACAAUACUGGCAUCAAGACUUCGGCUUCUACACCCUUUGACGGACACGUCGACGAGUUCCAGAUUCAAGACAAACGACUGAUCUUGGAGCAUUCAGAGCGACUCGCGAACAGGAAAUCGCAAGUCCAACACCAUCACAACCAGCAGUUCCAAGCCCUGAGCGAAGAAUACGACAAGAAGAUCGCCGAGCUACUAGGCGAAAAAGACAUGCUGGACUCCGACCUCAGUAUCGGGCCUGAACGCUUCGAGGAGAUGUCCGAGCAGAUUGACCGCUUGCACAACGCAGCCAACAGCCCGGCCUCCAUACGCCACAAACCUUUACGCUCAGUGACCUCCAUCGACCAAUUCCAAGGCAACCAGCACCUCUACCGCAACAUCGAAUCCUACCGCCCUACGCGAGCAGAAUCACCUGGCUCCUUGUCGCGCCCCGGAUCCGCCGACCCUAGUCAUGGCUCACUCCGCCGCAAAACCAGCCACGGCCGCUUGUCACAAUUCAUCGGCAAAAUGUCCUCGCCAUUCUCUUCUUCUCGCAGUUCUCGCUCCUCUACCUCUGGUGCUUCUCGGCCUCACACAACCGGUCACCGUGUAGUCUCCACACCACCGCCCUCAUCCCGCCCGGAAUACUUUAAGCAUUCCAUUAGCGAGGGAUCGAGCACUUUGGGCAGAAACAGUGUACGGCCCAUGACUGCCGAAGCUCGCGCGCGCGAACACGCAGACAUGGAUUUCUCCAUUGCACCCGAGAGGUUUGAAGCCCUACAGGAAGGCAAAGAAUUGAAGAGUGAAGAGUUGAGUAGGAGGGGUAGUGCUGUAACGGGUAUUGAGCAAGCGACGCAGCAGCACAAGAGUCCGAAGAUCUUGAGACAUAUCUCGGGGUCGAUUAGGAAGAAGAUGGCUUCGUAA